UUGCAGAGCCCUCCAAUCCCUGCUAGGCUUAUCCCCCGGAAGUGGUUAGAAACUGGCUUCAGCGUGUCUGCAGACCCUGGUGAGACAGGGACGCUGCAGGCGGCGGGAUGUCCUGGUCUGGUCUUCUCCGUGGCCUCAACACGUCCCUAAGUUAUGGCCUAUCCCUGGUCCCCCCGCUCUGGGCCACCCGCCCCAUGGCCACCCUGAACCAGAUGCACCGCAAGGGGCUUCCAAAGCGGCCGCCUCCAAUUCUGGGUCCUACAGAAGGCCGGCCACAGCUAAAGGGUGUGGUCCUGCGCACGUUCAUCCGCAAACCCAAGAAGCCUAACUCAGCCAACCGAAAGUGCUGCCGUGUGCGGCUCAGCACAGGUCGUGAGGCUGUCUGCUUUAUCCCCGGAGAAGGCCACAACCUGCAGGAGCACCAUAUUGUGCUUGUGCAGGGUGGCCGCACUCAGGACCUGCCUGGGGUCAAGCUCAAGGUUGUGCGUGGCAAGUACGACUGUGGCCAUGUGCAGAAGAAGUGACCUCUAGGGGCAUGGUGUGCUGGGGUUCACGUGGAACAAGAACCUUCCUCUCUGGGUUCCUGCAAUAUCCUUGGGAAGCUAGGCCAGCUCUAGAAGUCGCUGGUCCUGGUUCAGAGCCUGGUUCUGCCUCUUCCAUUAGGACCACAGAUAGCCCAUAGGAGUCCUGAGUGUGAAUUAGCAAAAGGCUCCCCCUCUGCCAACACCCUUGGCAUGCAUGUAUAGAGUGUUGGUGCAAGGGACCUCUUCUGCUGGGACAAUCCACUGUACCGCCAUCUAAUGGGAAGGGGUUGUAAUAAACAUACAGACCCCGUGGUUGUGAUGUGUA
Molecule: messenger RNA, 849 nt
Organism: Hipposideros armiger (great roundleaf bat)
Lineage: Eukaryota; Metazoa; Chordata; Mammalia; Chiroptera; Hipposideridae
Gene: MRPS12
Product: mitochondrial ribosomal protein S12
Exons: 3
Coding region: 108-524 (138 amino acids)
Biological process (GO): translation
Cellular component (GO): small ribosomal subunit; ribosome
Molecular function (GO): structural constituent of ribosome
Source: RefSeq, a predicted model, not a curated record